Molecule: messenger RNA, 312 nt
Organism: Oncorhynchus masou masou (cherry salmon)
Lineage: Eukaryota; Metazoa; Chordata; Actinopteri; Salmoniformes; Salmonidae
Product: keratin-associated protein 6-2-like
Exons: 1
Source: RefSeq, a predicted model, not a curated record
AUGGGCUAUAAUGUGGGCUAUGAUAUGGGCUAUGAUAUGGGCUAUAACGUGGGCUAUGAUAUGGGCUAUGAUAUGGGCCGUAAUGUGGGCUAUGAUAUGGGCUAUGAUAUGGGCUAUAAUGUGGGCUAUGAUAUGGGCUAUGAUGUGGGCUACGAUGUGGGCUAUGAUGUGGGCUAUGCUCUGGGCUAUGAUGUGAGCUAUGAUGUGAGCUAUGAUGUGGGCUAUGAUGUGAGCUAUGAUGUGAGCUAUGAUGUGGGCUAUGAUAUAGGCUAUGAUGUGUGCUAUGAUGUGGGCUAUGUUGUGGGCUAUGAU